AGCUGCAAGUUCCACAUGUGGACAGAAUACACCGACCGAUCUGAACAUCUCAAGCGUCUAGCAUCCAAACUCUAUAUUUACUUUUACUUUUUGUUAGUUUCCGAUUGUAAAUCUAAGUUUCUCUUUUGAAGAAUGCACUGCAAAAUCUUUUUAGUCUCUGUUAUCGUAUGCCUCGGAUUCCUGACCAUUUGUGAAGGAAUGAGCCUUAGAGGCCUGGGUGUAGAUCCACGGUGUCGCUGCAUUGAGACUGAGAGUCGACGCAUCGGAAAACACAUAGAAAGUGUGGAGCUCUUCCCUCCGAGCUCACACUGUAAAGACACAGAGAUCAUUGCAACCCUGAAGGGAUCCAGGAAAGAGAUCUGUCUGGACCCUACUGCACCCUGGGUUAAGAAGGUCAUUGAGAGGAUCCUUGCCAACAAAACCCUAUGAAUGGCUGGGUCAUCUGUGAAGUUGAGCCUGAAGAUAUGAAAGAUAUGGCCGCAUCUGACAUAUUAAACUGUACCAAUGGGAACAGUGUUUGGUUAUGCUUAAAACAGUUUGUUCAAUGUUGAAUGUUGUUCACAAAAGUGUUGCGUGUUGUAUUUAUAUCUAUGUAUUUAUUUAUUAUAUAUUUUGUAAUAAAAUGAUUUUGUACUAA
This is a messenger RNA of Puntigrus tetrazona (Sumatra barb), 637 nucleotides long. It is a transcript of the gene cxcl8a, whose product is annotated as chemokine (C-X-C motif) ligand 8a. Lineage: Eukaryota; Metazoa; Chordata; Actinopteri; Cypriniformes; Cyprinidae. The transcript is spliced from 4 exons. Gene Ontology annotation, molecular function: CXCR chemokine receptor binding; chemokine activity. The coding region runs from base 133 to 429 and encodes 98 amino acids. Gene Ontology annotation, biological process: inflammatory response; neutrophil chemotaxis; chemokine-mediated signaling pathway. Gene Ontology annotation, cellular component: extracellular region. The record is from RefSeq and is a predicted model, not a curated record.